AUGGGAAGAAAAAACUUGCCCUCUGAUAUUCAUUCACCAUUUCAUUCAAUAAUUGCUUUACAAUAUUUCCUUAUUGAUCCAAUUAAAGUUUUUAUAACAGGGUCUGGAACUAUACAUGAAGUUGAAAUUAAAACCCCAAAUGAUUUACCAAAAAAUAGCAUAAAAUAUGUUUUAUCGUUAUUUCCAAUUCUAUUUUGGAUAAAAAAUUAUAAUUUGAUAUGGCUUUCGGGUGACAUAGUCGCAGGGUUGACAGUUGGCUCAGUCGUAAUACCACAAGGAAUGGGAUAUGCUGUUUUAGCUUCGCUGAAACCUGAAUAUGGAUUAUAUUCAUCGUUUGUUGGUGUAUCAAUAUAUUGCUUAUUCUCCACUUCGAAGGAUAUCACUAUAGGACCAACCGCUGUAAUGUCAUUAUUGAUUGGUCAGAUAAUAACUGAAAUAGAAAAAAAUAACCCUGAUAUAUAUUCUGCUCCACAAAUUGCCAUCUCCUUGGCUUUGAUCUGUGGUUUGAUUUCUCUGGUAAUUGGUUUAUUAAGACUUGGGAUCGUUGUUGAUUUUAUCCCUGCCCCUGUUGUUGCCGGAUUUACUACUGGAUCAGCCAUAACAAUCACUAUUCCUAAAUUGUUGGGAAUAACAAAUAUUGAUAGUAAAGAAGCAGCCUAUUUGGUAUUAGGAAAAUCUUUAGGAGGGUUACCACGUGUAAAAAUAGACGCAGCAUUAGGAAUAUUUUCAUUGGUUUACUUGUACGGAUUAAAACAUGGAUCAAGAUAUUUGGCAAAACGUUAUCCAACAAAAGAGAGAUUGUUUUUCUUUAUUGAAAUAUUAAGAAACAUUACUGUGGUUAUCAUUUGUACACUUAUUGCAUUCCUAUUGAAUAUUGGUAAAGAUACAAAUCCAUUCAAAAUAUUGAAGAACGUACCAAGUGGAUUCUCUCACAUUGGACCUGCAUAUCUUGAUUUGCCAUUAAUGAGAUUGAUUGCAAACUAUUUGCCUAGUGUCACAAUAAUCAUGAUAUUAGAACAUGUCGCAAUCGCCAAAAGUUUUGGUAGAAUAAAUAAUUAUAAAAUAAAUCCAAAUCAAGAAUUAAUCGCUAUAGGGACAACUAAUAUACUUGGUUCGUUUUUUGGUUCAUAUCCUACAACUGGGUCGUUUUCUAGAACUGCUUUAAAAGCAAAAUCAGGUGUCAGAACCCCUUUAGCUGGGAUAUUUGCUGGCAUAUUAGUAAUACUGGCAUUAUUUUUCUUGACUGAGGCUUUUUAUUAUAUUCCUGAUGCUGUUUUAGCAGCCAUCAUCAUACAUGCAGUACUUACACUUUUGGUGAUAUUAGUACGUUUAGCAAGAGCAAAAUAUGAAAUAUUGGGAAAAAUCAAAUUAGCAACAAUUCAACCACCUGAUGGAGUAUUAAUAUUUAGAUUGGAUGAAUCAUUGACCUAUCCAAAUGCUUCAUACAUUGAUGAUCAAAUUGUAAAAUACUGCAAGAAGAACACUCAAAGAGUUUACCAGCCACCACUAAAAAAAGGUGAUCGGCCAUGGAAUGAUUUUACAGUUUACGGUGAUGCCAGUAAAGAAGAGGAGGUAGAAAAUUCAAAAAAACCAAUUCUGAAUGCUAUAGUAUUUGAUUUUAUCGCAGUCGGUUCCUUGGAUUCAACUGGACUACAAUUUUUAAUUGAUAUGAAAAAGGAGUUGAACAAGUAUUCUGGACAUCAUGUAGAAUAUCACUUUGCCAAUGUUAUCAGUACUAGUAUUAAAAAUAGUUUAAUUGUUGGUGGGUUUGGAACUUUAGAAGGUGAAAGUGGGCAUGUUACGGAAGGUGAUGUUGUAGAACAAAUUGCAUUAAGUCAUAAUGAUACAAUCAUUAAAAAUAGUAGGACUCAUAAAAGAUAUUUUCAUUUGACUUUACAAGAGGCUGUAACUGCAGCAACCAAUGUUAGAUUCUUAGAAAUUGAUACUGAUAAUAAUUUUGAUGCAUCAUCUAAUAUAACAACGCCCAUAAUCACCGCACCAUCAACCUCUUCAACCCUUCCUAGUUUUACAACACCUACAAGUACAACUUCAUCCAUUAGUAGUAGCUUUAAUGUUGGAUUACCUAGUAGUACCACAGACGCACAAAAUGAUUCUGGUGGUAGCACAACAAGUACUGCGACAAUAAUCAUAACUGCAGUGUCAAUAGGAUUAGUAACUUUGGCAAUAAGUGCACUGAUAACAUUUUGUGUACGUAGACGAUUAAGAUUAUUGAGAUCGUCUAAACGAAAUACAGAUUUUUUUGAUGAUUUCAAUCCAAGUAGCAAUUCUAUUUUUGAUAUUAACAGGAAACAUGAUGGUUACAGUGAUGGUAAAGGAAAAAGAUUUUCGUCGAUUUUUGAAAAAAAUACAACAUCAAGAAUAAAUAAUACAGACAGAGAUGUUUCUAAUACUUUGGCAACUACUCCGAGAAAAAUGUUAAGAAGUAAUGGUCGUCAUAAUGGUAAUGAUUAUGACCAACCAUAUCAGAAUCCAACUUAUAAACAGCAACCAUUUAAUCCUCCAUAUUAUUAUCACCAUCAACAAUUUCAUCCUCGUCCUCCUCCAAUACCAAAUAAUCUAUAUAACUAUCCACCGCCAUCUCAUCCUUAUACAAGUUCUUCACCAUAUAAUUUAAUCAAUAAUAAUGUCGCAUUGAAUAGGGUCCCAUUAUCACCAAAUCAAGAAAAUAGAAAUUUUGUCAAUAGCAGUAAUAGUAAUAAUGCCAGUGGUCCACAAUUAAAUUAUAAUAGUUAUAGCAAUUUAAAUGUUCUUGCUAAUUAUUUUAAUGAUAAGCCCACAAAAAAUGGCAACAAAAGCAUUAAAGAAAAAAAUGAUUUAAAUUCUGAUGAUGGUGGAAAUAAAAAUAAAUCACGAUUAGCUUCGAGAAAAUUAAAUCGAAUUUCU
Molecule: messenger RNA, 2904 nt
Organism: Entrophospora candida
Lineage: Eukaryota; Fungi; Glomeromycota; Glomeromycetes; Entrophosporales; Entrophosporaceae
Source: the annotation of a GenBank genome assembly